AGGCAGGCACGAGCAGCAGUGAGGUAGGUAGUAGGAGCCAUGGGCCGCAUGUAUGGAAAGGGCAAGGGCAUUGCUUCCUCGGCAAUCCCGUACAAGCGAACUCCACCAAGUUGGCUGAAGCUUAAGCCGGAUGAUGUGUCUGACCAUAUUUGCAAGCUGGCCAAGAAAGGGCUGACUCCUUCCCAGAUUGGUGUCACCUUGCGAGACAGCUUCGGUGUGCCUCAGGUGAAGACUGUGACUGGCAACCACAUCUUGCGAAUCUUGAAGACCAAUGGCUUGGCACCAACCCUGCCAGAGGAUUUGUACUACUUGAUCAAGAAAGCAGUGUCUAUCCGAAAGCACUUGGACAAGAACCGCAAGGACAAGGAUGCCAAGUUUCGCUUGAUUCUAGUGGAAAGCCGUAUUCAUCGCCUGGCCAGAUACUACAAGCGAGUGAAGUCCCUGCCUGCGACUUUCAAGUACCAAUCUGCCACUGCAUCAGCACUGGUUGCGUGAGUGAGGCUUUGUACUGGCCACAUGGCUUCCCUUUGACCUGCACCUGCGUGCUCUGCAAACUACAAAAA
Durusdinium trenchii is the source of this 563-nucleotide messenger RNA. NCBI's taxonomy places the organism in Eukaryota, Dinophyceae, Suessiales, Symbiodiniaceae. The record is from the annotation of a GenBank genome assembly.